Messenger RNA from Paramecium octaurelia, 2360 nucleotides. Lineage: Eukaryota; Ciliophora; Oligohymenophorea; Peniculida; Parameciidae. The record is from the annotation of a GenBank genome assembly.
AUGAAUUUAGGAAUUGAGUAAAUUAUACCUAGUUUGUAGAAUAGCAUUGUGAAUCACACUUAAUCAAUUAUUUUAGAUGAUUGUGUAUCAGAAUUUCAGAAAUAUUUGGACAAAGUAAUUCCAAAUUAUUUUUAAGACUCCAAAGCAAAGAAAAAUUUAUUUAAGGACCAAAUGACUACUAAUGUGAUAAGUACACAUUUAUAUUAUCGAUCAUAGGUUCAUUGUUAAAUUUGACCAACCAGUCAGAUUUUUUAAAACCUUAUGACAAAGAAAUUACUCUUACAACUAUGACUAAAUUAUAUAAAAUUGUAUAAGAAAUAUCAGAGAAUGGAAAAAUUGUAGUUUUUAUUAAUCAAACUAUUUUGAAUAUCGAAAGAGAUACAAUUCGAUAAUUGUAGGAUUUAUAAGAUUUAUUUUAAUUACUACUCUCCUCCAAAUCUUGUGGUAAAAUGAUACUAUUAAAAUAAUUUGAUUAAUAUGUAAGAAAAUUACAAUAAUAUACAUAUUUCUGGGAAAGCCUAAUUUUAUUAGAAAAUUAACAAAGUCCAAAGAUCUCAAGGGAAUCAUUGGCUAAGGAAACAGAUCUAGUAAAUAAAAUUGAGCUUUGGAAGAUGAUUCUAAUUUAAGAACUAAAUAAAACUCCAUCCUCUAAAGGUACCUCACUAAUUUUAGAACAAUAAAAAAUCAUCCAAACCUAAUCUCUCCAUUAAAAGAAUAUCCUCAAAGCUUUGUAGUAGUAUUGCGGAUUGGGACUUUAAAAGAACUAAUUAUAAUCGAUUUAAUUAUUUGAAGAAUUAGCCAGAUCUGGCAAUCCUUUAGCCAAUGCCAUUUUGGGAUAAUUAAUAUUGGAGGGUUAAAUAUGUGAGCAAAACUAUGAGAAGGUAAAAGUACAUACCUGACUAUUUACAUAGGCAUAUGAAUACUUUUUAGAAAGUGCUGACCAAAAUUGUCCGAUUGGGAUCUACUUUAUGUCAAAAUUAAUAUUAGUAACCAUAUUAGGUAAACUAUAUUAGGAAGGCAAAGUCCAGAAUAAAAUAUUUGGAGAAGCCUAAAAAUCUAGUAGUAAAUUCAAUAAUACAAACAAUUCUAGGAUCGAGGAAUGCCAAUUCGCAAUUUCUAUGCUGAAAAUAGCAUCCGAAGCAGGAAAUGUUGAAUCAAUGAUUUAUUUAGGAGAUCUCUAUUCUUAAGGAUACAAAUUAGAUGAUUGUAUUAAGAUAAAAUAUUCAAAGUCACCUUGGAUAGUGAUUAUUCGACAUCUGAGAUUUAUUUCAAAGAGGCUAGCAAAUAAGAAAGUGUAGAAGCAAAGUUUAAAUUAGCUAAGCUCUAUUAAAAGAUGUUUAAAAUUUCAAUUUAUAAAGUAUUAUUAAUUUUCGAUGUUUGUUAGAAUAGGAUACAAUUCGUACACUAAUUAUUAUUGGAGGCUAAGAAUAAUGAGUACUUGCCUGCUUAUUAUGAUAUGGCCAAACUGUUAAUUGAAGGUAUAAAAGAUGAUUUGCAACCUAAUUAAAUUAUGGCAGAAUUAAUAUUAGAAUAAGGAGCAAUGAAGGGUAAUUCAGACUGUGCAAAACUUAUCCUAGAGAUCAAAUAUAACAAUUUAAUCAAUAACAAAAUCAGUCUAUCAGAGUUCCUACAAUUAUUGGAUUCUUUAGAUUAAGUUUAGAAUAAAGUUGAAAAUUUCACUUUUUAUUAUAGAGGGAAAAUUGCGUAAAAUGGGUUGUAAAAUGAGAGUAAUUCUUAAAUUGCCAUCUAACUCUUUAAGUAUUAAAAAUGGAUUUUAAUUAGUUUAGGAUCUAAUUUAGGAUGCAGUAAGUGUAAAUAAGAGUUAAGUUAAGGUACAAAAAAAGAGUUGAUCUCAAAGAAAGAAGGAGUAGAACAAUAGGAAAAACAGGAGAAAUAUUAAGCAAGUCUCGGUUUUGUUUAAUAGUUUAAAUAGACUGAUUGGAGAUCAAGAUUCAGAAAACAAAGCAUAUUUUCCAACCCAUUCAAUAUCUCAUUAAUAGACAAUGAUCAAUCAACAAUGUAAAUUCUACAUAAUUUGACAUAUUAGAUAAGCUAGAAUGACAUCCAGUAUCAUUAAAACAAUAGAAAUUAAUGAUGCGGAGAAUAAGAGGAAGCGAGUUAUAUCAGAUUAUACAGGAUUUUCUAAGCAAUAACCUUCAGAUUAAAGUAUAUUGCUGUCGAAUUUGAAAUUGUACCCGAACAAUCAGCAAUAGUUGAAUUCAAACUAUUAGAUUUAAGAGUAAAAGUCAAGAAAAUCAUCAUUUUAUACAAAGAAAGAAAAACCAAAAUUUUUAAGGCACUUGUCGUAACAUGCAAUCCAUUCAUAAUCUUCAAAUUUACUAAAUUUUUAAAAUACAUGA